UUAAAUUUUGAUAAAAUAAAAAUAGUUAUAAGAAGAUUGUAGAAGCUAGACAUUCUCAACGACAUCCAUAGGACGUAUGGUCAUUUUUUUGUGUUUUUGUAGAUGUGGCUUGUUGGGAUUCAAAUGUCAAAAACCUGGUAAUCUCUUCAGCUGUUCUUGAAUACUACUGGUACUAGUUUUAAUUUUGUUUUUAUACAUUUGUUUCUCUCAACUCUUCAUUUGCCACUCACUGUGUUUUGUUAUUCGUGAUGCAAUAUCUUUCUAGAUUUGAUCUCAUUCAUCAAUAUCUGAAUCUAUUCUAUUCCCUUCCAUUUUUAUGAGUACAACGUGAUGCUCUCUGCCUUGUCCUCUUGUCCACCCAUAGUCUGAUUCGCUCGUCUGCAGAAACUUCUCUGAGAAAUUUCUUAAACCCCUUUAUUUGCUUUAUUUUGAUACACACACAUUUUUAGUACUUUGUUGCAAAAAUUAGUAGUCUUCUCUUUGGGUUAAAUGCUUGUGCUACUGUUGUGUUCUUGGUUUGAUAGCUUUGUUGUAGACUAGUAGCGAGAAAUGGUGUCAAAAUCAUACUCAAACCUCUUGGAGCUUGCCUCUGGGGAUGCUCCGUCGCCGUCUUUUGGCCGUAUGAACCGUCGAAUUCCGCGAAUUAUGACGGUGGCGGGUAUAAUGUCAGAUCUAGAUGAUGACCCAUCAGAGAGUGUGUGCUCUGAUCAGUCCUCGUCGUCGGUCCAGCGUGACCGGAUAAUUAUUGUAGCUAACCAGCUGCCCAUAAGAGUGCAGCGAAAAUCGGAUAAUAGCAAGGGUUGGGUUUUCAGUUGGGAUGAGAAUUCACUUCUCCUUCAAUUGAAAGAUGGGUUGGGGGAUGAUGAAUUUGAUUUCAUAUAUGUGGGUUGUCUCAAGGAAGAGAUUCACCCAAAUGAACAAGAUGAGGUCUCCCAGAUACUCCUUGAGACAUUCAAGUGUGUGCCCACUUUUCUACCACCAGAUCUGUCUAGCAAGUACUAUCACGGGUUCUGCAAACAACAAUUGUGGCCUUUGUUCCAUUACAUGUUGCCCCUGUCACCGGACCUCGGUGGUAGGUUUAAUCGGUCGCUGUGGCAGGCUUAUGUCUCGGUGAAUAAGAUUUUUGCAGAUAGGAUUAUGGAAGUGAUUAACCCAGAAGAUGAUUUUGUAUGGGUUCAUGACUAUCAUCUCAUGGUGUUACCCACCUUCUUGAGGAAGAGGUUCAAUAGAGUAAAACUUGGUUUUUUCCUCCAUAGCCCUUUUCCUUCAUCGGAGAUUUAUAAGACUUUACCAAUCAGGGAAGACCUUUUGCGGGCUCUUCUGAAUUCUGAUUUAAUUGGAUUCCAUACUUUCGACUAUGCCAGGCAUUUCCUCUCGUGUUGCAGUCGAAUGCUUGGUCUGUCUUAUGAAUCAAAACGGGGUUAUAUUGGCCUUGAAUAUUAUGGUCGGACCGUAAGUAUUAAAAUUCUUCCUGUUGGUAUCCAUAUGGGUCAGCUUCAAUCUGUCUUGAGUCUUACAGAGACGGAAGCAAAGGUUGCCGAGCUCAUUAGCCAGUUCUGUGAUCAGGGUAGGAUACUGUUGCUUGGGGUGGAUGAUAUGGACAUAUUUAAGGGCAUUAGCUUGAAGCUAUUGGCAAUGGAACAGCUGCUUGUGCAGCACCCAGAGUGGCAGGGGAAGGUUGUUUUAGUGCAAAUAGCCAAUCCAGCUAGGAGCCGAGGCAAAGAUGUAAAAGAAGUGCAGUCUGAGACAUAUUCAACUGUGAAGCGGAUAAAUGAAACUUUUGGUAAACCAGGGUAUGAACCUGUUGUCUUGAUCGACCAGCCCCUCAAGUUUUAUGAGAGAAUUGCUUAUUAUGUUGUUGCUGAAUGUUGUUUGGUCACGGCAGUUAGGGAUGGGAUGAAUCUCAUUCCAUAUGAAUACAUAAUCAGUCGCCAAGGAAAUGAAAGACUAGAUAAAAUUUUGGGAUUGGAAGCAUCCACUCCAAAGAAGAGCAUGUUGGUUGUAUCUGAAUUUAUUGGGUGCUCCCCUUCUUUAAGUGGAGCAAUUCGAGUAAACCCGUGGAAUAUUGAAGCAGUGGCUGAUGCAAUGGAGUGUGCAUUAGAGAUGGCUGAGCCAGAAAAACAGUUACGGCAUGAAAAACAUUAUAGAUAUGUUAGUAGCCAUGAUGUUGGGUAUUGGGCUCGUAGUUUCUUGCAAGAUUUGGAGAGAACGUGUAAGGAUCAUGUGCGGCGCAGGUUCUGGGGUAUUGGAUUUGGUUUAAGUUUCAGGGUUGUUGCACUAGAUCCAAGUUUCAGGAAGCUCUCAAUGGAGCACAUUGUUUCAGCUUACAAAAGGACUACCACUAGGGCAAUUCUUCUGGAUUAUGAUGGUACUCUAAUGCCUCAGGGUUCAAUUGAUAAGAGUCCAAGCUCUAAAACCAUUGACAUCCUAAACAGUUUGUGUAGAGAUAAGAACACUAUGGUUUUCAUUGUCAGUGCAAGGAGCCGAAACACGUUAGCAGAAUGGUUUUCUUCUUGUGAAAAGUUGGGGAUAGCAGCUGAGCAUGGCUAUUUCCUUAGGCUGAAGCGAGAUGUGGAAUGGGAAAUAUGCGUACCCAUCGUAGACUGUAGCUGGAAGCAGAUUGCAGAACCAGUUAUGAAGCUUUACACAGAGACAACUGAUGGUUCCACGAUUGAAGACAAGGAAACUUCACUCGUCUGGUGUUACGAGGAUGCAGAUCCUGAUUUUGGAUCUUGUCAAGCCAAGGAACUUCUUGAUCAUCUCGAAAGUGUACUUGCCAAUGAACCAGUAAUGGUCAAGAGUGGGCAGAAUAUUGUGGAGGUUAAGCCACAGGGUGUAAGCAAGGGACUUGUGGCCAAACGCUUACUUUCCACCAUGCAAGAGAGGGGAAUGUCACCAGACUUCGUCCUCUGCAUAGGAGAUGACCGAUCUGAUGAAGACAUGUUUGAGGAAAUUAUCAGUUCCAUUGCUGGCCCAUCUAUAGCGCCUGGUGCAGAAGUUUUUGCUUGUACUGUUGGUCGAAAGCCAAGUAAGGCCAAGUACUAUCUGGAUGAUACAGUGGAAAUUGUUAGGUUGAUGCAGGGCUUGGCCUCCGUUGCACAGCAAACAUUCCCCAUGUAGGCUUUGCAAAUAUUUAGAAAGGUGCAAUCUGCAACCACAUGGCCGAAUAUUACCAUCAAAUAGUAGGUUUUUUCCUUCUCUUGCUAUGUAAGUUGGUGUAGUGCUGCUAAGAGAAGUUGCGAAAUGGAUAAUUUUUCUAGUGUUUGAUUGCCAUCUAAUGAAGCUGUUAAUAUGUUUUCGUGUCAUGACAUCUUGUUCUCUCUGUUGCAUAUGUGUGUUAAUAGGUUCCCUUGGCAGGAAAAUUUGUUUUAUUUUUUUAAAAAAACCUUAUAUCUUGUAUUCUGGACUGGGAUCACCCUUCAUGGUGGUACAAAUGGAAUUUCAGUUCAUUUGGGAAA
Cornus florida is the source of this 3458-nucleotide messenger RNA. RefSeq names its product alpha,alpha-trehalose-phosphate synthase [UDP-forming] 6. Gene Ontology annotation, molecular function: catalytic activity. The coding region runs from base 550 to 3120 and encodes 856 amino acids. Gene Ontology annotation, cellular component: cytosol. The record is from RefSeq and is a predicted model, not a curated record. The transcript is spliced from 3 exons. Lineage: Eukaryota; Viridiplantae; Streptophyta; Magnoliopsida; Cornales; Cornaceae. Gene Ontology annotation, biological process: trehalose biosynthetic process.